AUGGGCUGCACAGUCUCCACUGCAAUCAAUACCCUGGACGUGAAACAGAAGAAUGCAAAGAAAGCGGCCAAAAAUGAAACUAUAAAAGAAAAGGAAAAUGGAGAAAAGGACAAGUUCGAUCCAAGGCUACCUCUAACAGUUCGACAGAAGUUUAACAUCACCAAAUCGUGGAAAGCUAUUGCCAGAAACAUGGAAGUGACGGGGAUCAACAUGUUCGUCAGGUUAUUUGAAACCAAUGACAUGGUGAGAACCUUGUUUAAACAUCUGGAAGGAUUUAAAAAUGUCACGGAUUUGAGAGAAAGCACGGCUCUGGAGAAUCACGUGAAGAUGGUCAUGUACACGCUGGACGAGGCUAUUGCCUCUCUUGACGACGUGGAUUUCGUCGUGGACAUGCUCACUUCUGUUGGCAAAUCCCAUCAACGGCUGGAGGGAUUCGAUCCUGAAAUAUUCUGGGAAAUACAGCAGCCCUUUCUGAUGGCGGUGAAAGAGACCUUGGAGGACCGGUAUACCGCUAACAUGGAGCACAUAUACCGCAAGGUUAUAGAGUUCAUUCUACAAACCUUGAUUGACGGGUUCCGUGGUGAGACAACACCAGUUUCAGAGGACAAGACAAAGCCACCGCCGGACAACAGUAUCUGCCAACCGGAAUGAUCACGGGGGCCGGGACAUGCACUAAAUAUCAGUUCUUCGAAUCAUACUGCUAUCAGAGAGCAGCAGCGUUAACCACGGCUUCCUGACAUAUCUCAGCUAUUUCAGAGGGUUAGGCGGAUCUAGCCAAGUUGUACAAUGCGACCAAUAAUUGCCUUAUCCUAUAAUGGUGAGAUCUGCGUUUCCGACAGACAGGAAGUGCUGAAGUCUUAUCAAAAGGUCUUAAUGUUUAUUGCUUCCUCGGUCUAGUUUUAGCACAAUAGUGCUGCAAUGUCUGGCGAUUGAAUACAUUUUCAGAUGUAAACAAAGGAAUGUUGACAGCUUACUACUGUCUGAUUGUGUAUACAAAACAACCUUUGCUUCCUAACCAACAGUUAAACAAUUUUAACCGCGUAACAGCAGGUACUCCCAGAAUCAGUGGUGAAAGAUAUGAGGACAGUGAAAUGGACUUGCUUAGGUUAAAUGGGGGAUCCCAAGAAGCCUAAAGCCUAGGGAAGAAAGCUGAACUGUGAUAUGCGGAAUCACCCUUAAUACCAAAGAACCUUGUACCAUAAACCUUUCGAUUUUUAGUCAGAAUUCGAGGAACACUAUUCCCUUGUCAUUUUGUGCUGAAACAAAGUAGGUCCAAAACCAACAAUUUGUGCUGGCAACGGUAGUCUAGUUACAUAGUUGCAACAAUGUAAAUAUUUGUCCUUUUCAUAACUCGAAAUUGAGUAUGUAAAUGUUUUCUGCCUCUGUCAGUGUAUUCGAUGAAAUCUUGUCUAACAGGGAAUAAUAUGGAACGUCUUCUAUGGAAGGUCAGUCAAGCCAAUAUACCAGAUAUCGUACAUAAUGAAGUGUCUAUGACUUCGUAUCUGUGUGAACUAAAAAGGUACAGCUGUAGAGCCAAGUGCUAUCGGGCGUCGAUCAAAGGAUGGACAUGAUGUGAUGAUGUAUUUCUUAUAAUUAAAAGC
This is a messenger RNA of Liolophura sinensis, 1601 nucleotides long. RefSeq names its product neuroglobin-like. Gene Ontology annotation, molecular function: oxygen binding; heme binding. The coding region runs from base 1 to 651 and encodes 216 amino acids. The transcript has 3 exons. NCBI's taxonomy places the organism in Eukaryota, Metazoa, Mollusca, Polyplacophora, Chitonida, Chitonidae. The record is from RefSeq and is a predicted model, not a curated record.